Recurvomyces mirabilis is the source of this 384-nucleotide messenger RNA. RefSeq names its product Eisosome assembly protein. Bases 1 to 384 code for a protein of 127 amino acids. NCBI's taxonomy places the organism in Eukaryota, Fungi, Ascomycota, Dothideomycetes, Mycosphaerellales, Teratosphaeriaceae. The record is from RefSeq and is a predicted model, not a curated record. The transcript has a single exon.
AUGGCUAAACAGCUGUACAAGCAACAGAAUCGAACGCCGCCACUGGAGCUCGGGCCCGCUGAAGCUGCCAGUAUUCUUAAAGGCGCAAGACUGUCGACAAGCUCGCAGAUCAAAAUUGAGCAGGAGGCGCAGCGCUGUGUCGACAUCGAAGAGGCGGCACGCAAGCUUGUCCAAGAGCACCAGGCUGCGGUGGCCAAGGACUUGGAGCGGGCUAAGUACCGCGAAGACUUCAAGGCCCAAUACCAGCAGCAGAAGGCAGAGAGGGAAAGUGGUAGUGCUCGGCAAUCGAUACCUAGUCGCGGGCAUAGAUUGACGGAUAAACGGGCCGGGCUCAACGACUUGCUCGACGACUCGGAUGACGAUGAGCAGACUGCCAGGAUUUGA